Messenger RNA from Anopheles coluzzii, 3710 nucleotides. RefSeq lists its product as uncharacterized. The coding region runs from base 300 to 2636 and encodes 778 amino acids. The transcript has 3 exons. The record is from RefSeq and is a predicted model, not a curated record. Lineage: Eukaryota; Metazoa; Arthropoda; Insecta; Diptera; Culicidae.
UUUUGAAUUUACUAGAAUGAAGUAAAAAAAACAAACCACAAAAAAUCUGAUUUUGCAGCAUUGCCAUCGUUCCAAAAAUGUUGGACAGGCUCGGGAGUGAUGGCACCACUGCUCUCAUCUAAGCGCAAAAACGUGCUUGUGUGAAAACCUUUUUUUCUGUGAUUCUACUCGAACAUUUCUCAAAAAAGGCGUGAAAAUUUCGUUUUUCACCAAUCAGUGUUGAGUGCGAGAAUUUCAUUUCUCGAUUAAAGCGUGAAAAUUUAGUUUCACGUAAGCGGUGCGAACUUCAUUUUUCAUCGAUGCAUACUAGUGGAAAAAGUGUUCGUGCUCGGAGCUCGCGUAGUUCCUGGUCGCAGUCAUGGGAAAUUGCAAGAGUUCAGAAUAACCAGGAGCUCGAGCGACGCCUUCUAGAUUUGGUUGAGAGACGGCUGAAGAUGAAAAUGCGGCAUACCGAAGAAUUGCUACGCUUGGAGGAAUCUCUCGACAGCGAUUCAUCUUUGUCAGACAAUGGAGAACGAACCUCCCAAUGGGCGGAACAACAGUUGAACGCAGCAUCUGAUGAAAGCGAAGAGGAGCGAAUGCUGCAGCGUAGCCGGUCGGCCGAUAUGGAGCAACGAGUGUCUACCAACAACCCGGCCACAGCGUCAGGACAGCAGAGUGAGUAUCUGGCUCAGCCACAAUGCGAUGCGCAGGUCCGCGCCAUGGAACAGCAGCCACGCCUCGAGCAGGUUCCCGUUUCGGAGCGGCAGCUGUGCAAGCAGUUUAUCGGCAUGGAUAUGCAGCAGCAGCGGUGUGGUGCAUUCCCCGUCCAGGCGCAAGGCCCCGCGCAGGUUCCCGAUUCCCAGCAGCAGCGGUGUGAUGUGUACCCCGUCCAGGUGCAAGGCCCUGUGCAGGUUCCCGAUUCGCAGCAGCAGCGGUGUGGCGUGUACCCCGUCCAGGUGCAAGGCCCCGUGCAGGUUCCCGAUACGCAGCAGCAGCGGAGUGGUGUGUACCUCGUCCAGGUGCAAGGCCCCGUGCAGGUUCCCGAUUACCAGCAGCAGCAGUGUGAUGUGUACCCCGUCCAGGUGCAAGGCCCUGUGCAGGUUCCCGAUUCGCAGCAGCAGCGGAGUGGUGUGUACCUCGUCCAGGUGCAAGGCCCCGUGCAGGUUCCCGAUUCGCAGCAGCAGCGGAGUGGUGUGUACCCCGUCCAGGUGCUAGGCCCCGUGCAGGUUCCCGAUUCGCAGCAGCAGCGGAGUGGUGUGUACCUCGUCCAGGUGCUAGGCCCCGUGCAGGUUCCCGAUACGCGGCAGCAGCGGUGUGGCGUGUACCCCGUCCAGGUGCAAGGCCCCGUGCAGGUUCCCGAUACGCAGCAGCAGCGGAGUGGUGUGUACCCCGUCCAGGUGCAAGGCCCCAUGCAGGUUCCCGAUUCGCAGCAGCAGCGGAGUGGUGUGUACCCCGUCCAGGUGCUAGGCCCCGUGCAGGUUCCCGAUUCGCAGCAGCAGCGGAGUGGUGUGUACCCCGUCCAGGUGCUAGGCCCCGUGCAGGUUCCCGAUACGCGGCAGCAGCGGUGUGGCGUGUACCCCGUCCAGGUGCAAGGCCCCGUGCAGGUUCCCGAUACGCGGCAGCAGCGGUGUGGCGUGUACCCCGUCCAGGUGCAAGGCCCCGUGCAGGUUCCCGAUUCGCAGCAGCAGCGGAGUGGUGUGUACCCCGUCCAGGUGCUAGGCCCCGUGCAGGUUCCCGAUACGCAGCAGCAGCGGUGUGGCGUGUACCCCGUCCAGGUGCAAGGCCCCAUGCAGAUUCCCGAUUAUCAGCAGAAGCGACGUGGUGUGUACCCUGCCCAGGUACACACCCAGGAGAAUGUUCCUAUGUUGGAGGAGCAUAAAUGUAGCCCGUACCCCGUCCAGGUACGAUGCAACGCGCAGUCGUGCGACACGUAUAGGAAGGAGUCCAGUGCGUACCCCGCCCAGGUACAAUUACGUGCACAAGUCCCCGGUCCGGAGCAGCAAAUGUAUGGUGCCUAUUCCAGCCAGGUACAACAGCAACCACAUUUUAGAGUUGCGGAUCCGGCAUACCCCGUCAUGCGUCCCGAACAGAUGCAACCGUCUUACUUGGAAGGUAUUGCCCCGCAACAGGUGAGUACCGUUUGUUCUAUUGUUUCUAACGCUGCACAAAAUGCAGCAAGGCAUGUUUGGCCGAAGAAGCUUCCAACAUUUUCAGGUGAUCCAGAAGAAUGGCCCGUAUUUAUAAGAGCAUACGAAGAUUCCACCAUAGCCUGUGGAUUUACGGCAGUUGAGAAUGCUAUAAAACUAGAGGAAUGUUUAAGAGGUCCAGCGCGUGAGUUAAUUCGCCCGAAGCUACGAUUUCCUAACGCAACGGCAGCAGCAAUCGAAACAAUGCGUGAAUUGUACGGCAAACCGCAACUGUUAUUGAAGAGCCUUUUGACUAAGGUGCGUAGAGCAGAAGUACCAAGAGCAGAUCGGCUUGAUUCGUUAAUACGAUUUGGCUUAGUUGUGCAGGAACUAUGUGACCAUAUCGUAGCCGCUAAUAUGAUAUCGCACUUAAACAAUCCGACAUUGCUUGAUGAACUCGUUGAAAAGUUGCCAGCUGCUUACAAAAUGGAGUGGUCAGAUUUCAGUGAAAAAUAUGAGGAGCCUUAAAGUAGGAGUUUGGAAUGUAUAUGAAAAAAAGUAGUAUAAAAGCAAGCAGAGUAGCAACUUUAUCGACCUCAAAAGAGCAUGGUCAAGUCGAAGCAAAAGUUGGUCGAUAUGUGAAGGAACAUGUAAACGUUCAUGAUUUGUCGCAAGGUUUUACCACUACUAAACUGGCACCUAGAAAAUGUUUUGUUUGUUCUAGUACCGAACACGUCGUGCGCGGAUGCCACGAAUUCACUGAAUCGUCACCAAUACAACGCCUUCAAACCAUCGAACGUUUGAAACUUUGUCGUAAAUGUUUAAGCAAUCACUUGAUAGAGCAAUGCAAGUCGCGGUACCGAUGUAAUGUUAAUGGUUGCAACAAAGAUGAUCACCACACUUUACUUCAUCAGGUUGAUGUGCCACAAGCCGUAAUACAGUUUCACGAAAAGAACAAACCCGCCAAGUCGACACUAUUCAAAGUUGUACCCGUAACCUUGUACAACGGCGAUAAGCAACUAGAAACAUUGGCAUUCAUUGAUGAAGGUUCGUCACUGACGUUAGUCGAGUCCUCUGUAGCACAAAAACUUGGAGCUGAAGGAAUUACAGAACCGCUCCAAUUAGUCCAUGCUCAGAUGUAACUCGAACCGAACCGACAUCUCAGCGCAUAAAUCUGAAAAUAUCUGCACAAGGCGUUGACACCAAAUUUCAGCUUGUAGGAGCGCGAACAGCACAAAGUUUAAAGCUGCCCGUGCAGGGUCUAGAUCCUUGCUCGAUAAGCAAGUAUUAGCAUCUCCGAGAUAUUCCGGUACUGAAUUAUGGCCCUGCUGAACCUAAGGUGCUCAUUGGUAUACAGAACAUCAACCUAAUAGCCCCUAUCGAGAGUCGAAUAGGUGAGCCUGGAGAACCCAUAGCGGUGCGAAGCGUGUUAAGAUGGUCGGUGUAUGGUCCUUGUGACAACCAGCUUGAAACAAGACAUUUUCUCGCGCAUCACUAUAGCGUUGCUGAACAAAACUGCAGCUUAAUCAGUGACCAAAAACUUAAUGAAUUGAAACGAAAACGGAUUAUUCUUGAUGAGACAGCAGCUCAAACCGAUUUCAU